Xenopus tropicalis (tropical clawed frog) is the source of this 2742-nucleotide messenger RNA. It is a transcript of the gene adgrf3, whose product is annotated as adhesion G protein-coupled receptor F3. Gene Ontology annotation, biological process: cell surface receptor signaling pathway; G protein-coupled receptor signaling pathway. The record is from RefSeq and is a predicted model, not a curated record. The transcript has 9 exons. Gene Ontology annotation, molecular function: transmembrane signaling receptor activity; G protein-coupled receptor activity. NCBI's taxonomy places the organism in Eukaryota, Metazoa, Chordata, Amphibia, Anura, Pipidae. Bases 1 to 2742 code for a protein of 913 amino acids. Gene Ontology annotation, cellular component: membrane.
AUGACGGGUGGAAAGGGUGGAAGUCGGGUGAAGAGACUGGUCGGUCAGGGGCCCUUGGCUUUCUACGUGCAGUUCACCCCCCAGGACAUUAAUGCAGUCACCGCGCAGGUUGUGAGAGACUUUCUGGGGAACUUCACCUUUCCCAGCGCCGGGCCGGAAAUUCAGAUUAUCAACACGACAGUUACCACCGGUGGGUUCCACACAUCCCGGGGGGAAUGCACCCGGGGGCUCCUGGAUCUGCGCUGUAUGUGCCGGCCCGGCUUCGUGUUGAACGUCCCUAAGUGUACAGAAAACCUACUGUGCGGCCCCAUUUGGGUUCUCAGUCCUUACUGCCUGUGCGCUCAAUGGGCGUCAACUGCCGCUUACUGUGAAUCUCCACCAACAAAUCCUGGAAUGAUCUCAUUACUAUCGAGCACCAUCAGUAUUGGCAGCCAAGUCCAACUGCUCUUCAAUUCCACCAAAGAGGUCACCAACGUCCGGUGGUUUAUUAAAAACAAGUAUUGGAUCCUGAUGACGGAGCUUUAUAACGGGGCGAAAAUCAGCAUCGAAACCUCUGCCUUCAACUCAACUCUUACUAUAAGGGACUCUACCAGAAUGUGGGGAGGUCAGUAUAUUUGCAACUUCAUUUACAAAAACCUCUACUGGCAAGUGAACUACACGGUGGACUUUCCCCUUCGCUCGCAGGACAUCACCAACAUUCCAGCCCGGGCCUCGCUGAUGAGUAAUGGGUUUCUGGGCAUCACCUUAGAGUGCUGCGUUUGGGACGAUGGUCAGAACUACACCGUCUUAUGGGAUCCCGGGGCCAUGUCUUCAGUUGUGUUGAGAGGAACAUGGAACCUGUGCUACACACUGUCCAUCACGACUGUCCCCGCGGCCGACACCAAUUUCACCUGUAGGUUCCAGGGGAACGUGGAACAAGUUGCAGAAGCUCAGAUCAGCAUUGUGGUCAUACAAGCUGGAGACUUGUAUUGCCCUCAAGAUGUGUUUAAUCCUAGUUGGAAAGAGACUAAAGCUGGGUAUGAUGCCGAAAUCCUCUGCCCAGAAGUGGCUGAAGGGCGGACUAGGGAUGCCGGCAACCGAGAUUCCCCUGAUGAUAGGGACUUUAAAGUACUACACGAUGGGAAGGGGCCAGACUUUAUUGCUGUGUGCAGUCAGAUCUUGGAAUACGAGAUGCCAAACCUGUGGUACAAUAUCCAUUAUGAAGAUCCGGCCAUAGGUUCCAAAUUUACACAGUCAUUGGAGAACAUGCUGAAGGUCCUGGAGCCGCAGACCAAGGAUCUACAGAUCAUUGCACCUAACAUUGAGCUCAACGUCCUUGUUCUAGAAUCCUCUACGUUGGCCUCUUACAGUACCUUGAACGUUAACCCUAGGGUGCAGAUGUUCUUCAAGAGCACCGCUCUUCAAGAGCUUACUCAGACAGGCAACCUCACCAUGGCCAGCCUGGCAAUCAAUAAACUAAGUAAACUACUGGCUAAUAAUUAUGGGGACAGCUUAAAGGGGUCUGACCAUGCCAUCAAAGACCUUAUCUUAAUGAACGUCUUUAAUAUAAACCAGGAUGGCAUAGAUGUGAUUUUUGAGCGAGCCAGCGACUCAAAUAAGACUAAAGUAGACCUGUCGCGGUGUGUUUUAUGGGACUACAAUCUAUUUGAUGGAAAUGGAGGUUGGUCUGCCGAGGAAUGUGUCACCUACAACAAAGACAACCUGACCGUGUGCAGUUGCUCACACCAAAUGUCUCUUUCCCUUGUCACCUUUAUUCCGACCGCUCAAGAGGAAUGUCGCUGGAAAUCUCUAAGCCUCUUCAGUAGAUCAACGUCCAUCGCAAGUCUUACCCUUUCCCUUAUCAUAUACCUAGUGGAGUGGAAGUUUAUAGUGAAGACUCUGAUCUCCUUUUGCCAUCAGUUGUCUGCGGUCAACAUUGCCCUGUGUUGGCUGAUUGCAGACUUGUGUUACUUGGGUUCCUCCUGCAUCAUGAGUACGACACCCACCCCCGACCUGUGCAUCGCGGCAGCAUUUUUCAAGCACCUCUUUUACACGGCUGCCUCCUUUUGGAUGCUCUUCGAAGGACUUUUUCUGUUUCAGCAACUUGUUUUGGGUUUUCUGAAGUUGCAGAAAAAAGCCCUUGUGGUCAUCAUGCUGGCUAUUGGUUACCUUUGCCCGCUGAUAAUUGCUCUUGUGACUUUGUCUCUGUAUCAUCCAUCAGGCACUUAUAUUAAUGCAGACACUUGCUUUCUGAAUGUAGACAAUGGGGCGAUAAAUACUUUCUCUGCACCAGUUCUGCUCAUUAGUUUCAUGAACAUCUUUGUAGUAAUUGUGGGAAUCUGGAAACUGAUGAAGCCGUCCCAAUCAGAGAAAUCAGAAGAAGGUGGAGAAGGGAGUGCAAAAGAGAGGUUAGAAGAAAGUGCAGAAGGGAGUACAAUAGAGAGUGCAGAGGAGAGUGCAAAACAGAGGUCAGAAGAGCGAGCAAAAGAGAGGUUGGAAGAGAGGUCAGAAGAGAGUGCAGAAGAGCAAGCAAAAGAGAGGAUGGAGGAGAGAUCAGAAGAGACUAUAGAAGGAGGAGAUGAUAAAGAGGACUUGAUAGCCAUCUUUAAGCCUCUCCUGAUCCUGACAACUAUCUUUGCCUUGACUUGGGUCCUCCAAUUGGCAAUGUCAGUAAUGUGCGGAGUGCAGGGGUUCUUGGACUUCAUUUCUACUCUUCUCAAUUCAUUUCAGGUAAGUCAGAGGAGACAGCCAGUCAGCACAUGA